CGGAGCCGGGGCGCUGCGGGCGGCGCUGGCCUCGGCGGCGGCGAGGGCGCCAGUUAAGCAGAAGCUGUCUACAUUCUCAACAAGAGCUACAUAAUUUGCUGCAGUGUCACCGGAAUGCACCUGAGAAUAGUGCUCUGAGCAGUCCGUGUUGGCCAUGUUGUACUGUAGCAGGUGAGCCAUGUCUUUCCAUUCUGGGCGAGGAUGUCCCCGUGGCCAGGGGGGACCAGGAGCAAGAACUUCGACCCAGACGUACCGCCCUCAGAACCUCCGGCAGCUUCACCCGCAGCAGCCCUCCGUGCAGUACCAGUAUGAGCAGCAAACUGCCCCCCCAACAACCUACUCCAGCCCUCCAACCACUGGUUACAUGCCUCCCAGGCCAGACUUCGUGCCCUAUCCUCCUCCAGUGCCCCCUUCCACACAAAAUCCCAUCAGCCAGUGUCCCAUGAGGCCACCAUUUCCGAACCACCAGAUGAGGCAGAGCUUCCCAGUGCCUCCGUGUUUCCCUCCCACUCCUCCGCCGGUGCCGAAUCCUAGCAACACUCCCGUGGCAGGAACACCUGCUGGACAGAGCACCUUUCCUUACAUGAUGCCUCCCCCCACAGUACCGCACCCUCCCCCGCCGCCAGUCAUGCCCCAGCAGGUCAGCUACCAGCCCGUGUACUCGGCGGGGUACUCGCAGCAGUCGUUCCCGCCGCCCAGCUUCAACAGCUACCAGCACAGCUCCGGCUCCUUCCCGAGCAGCGCUGCCAGCGGCAGCGCCGGCAGCAGCCACUUCCGGCACGCGGGGCAGUACCAGGGAGAGAAAUCCCAGAGCGACCGGCGCUCCCCAGACAGGAGCAAGCACUACGAUGAGCACCGGCACCGCGAGCACGGUCACAUUCACGGCGACAGGCAUCGCUCCGCCAGCCACGGGGAUCGCCGCGAUCGUGGCCGCAGUCCGGAUAGGAGGAGGCAGGAAAGCAGUCGGCACCGGGCAGAUUAUGACAGAGGAAGGAUGUCACCUCAUCACAGAAGUUACGAGCGAAACAGGGAGCGGGAGAGGGAGAGGCAUCGGCACCGUGACAGCAGAAGAUCACCAUCGCCAGACAGAUCCUACAAAAAGGAUUACAAGCGAGCAGGAAGCCGGUCUCCAAGCAGAGAGAGAAAGAGAACCCGAUGGGAGGAAGACAGAGAAAGGUGGUCUGAGAACCAGAGCUCCAAUAAAGAGAAAAAUUACACUGCUGUCAAAGACAAGGAGUCAGAAGAGAAUGCAUCUGAAAAAAAUGAAGAGGAAGAUGAGGAAUUGCUUAAGCCAGUCUGGGUUCGCUGUACCCAUUCUGAAAGCUAUUAUUCCAAUGACCCUAUGGAUCAAGUGGGGGACUCUACUGUGGUAGGAACAAGCAAGCUGCGGGAUCUGUAUGAAAAGUUUGAUGAGGAGUUAGGAAAGCGACAGGCAAAGGCCAAAGCAGCCAGGCCACCAUGGGAGCCACCAAAAACCAAGCUGGAUGAAGAUUUAGAGAGCUCCAGUGAGUCAGAGUGUGACUCUGAAGAUGACAGCAGCUGCUCCAGCAGUUCAGAUUCGGAUGUUAUUGACGUCAUUGCAGAAAUUAAGCGUAAAAAAGCACACCCUGAUCGUCUCCACGAAGAAUUGUGGUACAAUGAUCCAGGACAGAUGAAUGAUGGACCUUUGUGCAAGUGCAGUGCUAAAGCCCGGCGAACAGGAAUAAGACAUGGCAUAUAUCCUGGCGAAGAGCCCAUUAAACCAUGUCGCCCCAUGACCAACAAUGCUGGAAGACUAUACCACUACCGAAUUACUGUGUCACCUCCCACAAAUUUCUUAACAGACAGACCUACUGUUAUUGAGUAUGAUGACCAUGAAUAUAUCUUUGAAGGGUUCUCCAUGUUUGCACACGCCCCACUAACAAACAUUCCUCUAUGCAAAGUAAUCAGGUUUAACAUUGACUAUACAAUUCAUUUCAUCGAGGAGAUGAUGCCUGAGAAUUUUUGUGUGAGAGGCCUUGAACUGUUCUCUUCAUAUCUAUUCAAAGAUAUUUUGGAAUUGUAUGACUGGAAUCUUAAAGGUCCUUCACUUGAAAAUGAUUCUGUUUCUUGUCCCAGAUAUCACUUCAUGCCGCGGUUUGUGAGAUUUCUUCCAGAUGGAGGAAAAGAAGUACUCUCAAUGCAUCAGAUUCUCCUCUACUUGUUACGAUGCAGUAAAGCUCUGGUGCCUGAAGAGGAGAUUGCCAACAUGCUUCAGUGGGAAGAACUGGAAUGGCAGAAAUAUGCAGAAGAAUGCAAAGGGAUGAUCGUUACCAGCCCUGGCAUGAAACCCAGCUCAGUUCGUAUUGAUCAACUAGACCGCGAACAAUUCAAUCCUGAUGUAAUUACUUUCCCUAUUAUUGUGCACUUUGGGAUACGACCUGCUCAACUCAGUUAUGCUGGAGAUCCUCAAUACCAAAAGCUGUGGAAGAGUUACGUGAAGCUGCGUCACCUACUGGCUAAUAGUCCCAAAGUCAAACAGGCUGAUAAACAGAAGUUAUCACAAAGAGAGGAAGCGCUGCAGAAGAUUCGUCAGAAGAACACAAUGAGACGUGAAGUGACUGUGGAGUUGAGCAGCCAGGGAUUCUGGAAAACAGGGAUACGCUCUGAUGUCUGCCAGCAUGCAAUGAUGCUUCCUGUCCUCACCCACCAUGUCCGCUACCAUCAGUGCCUGAUGCACUUGGACAAAUUGAUAGGCUACACUUUUCGAGAUAGGUGCUUACUGCAGCUUGCCAUGACUCACCCAAGCCAUCAUUUAAAUUUUGGGAUGAAUCCAGAUCAUGCCAGGAAUUCCUUAUCCAACUGUGGGAUUCGACAACCCAAGUAUGGAGAUAGAAAAGUUCACCAUAUACACAUGAGAAAAAAAGGGAUAAACACCCUGAUAAAUAUUAUGUCCCGUUUGGGACAGGAUGAUCCAGCUCCUUCCAGGAUUAACCACAAUGAACGUUUAGAAUUUCUGGGAGAUGCUGUGGUGGAGUUCUUAACAAGUGUCCACUUAUACUACCUGUUUCCCACUCUGGAGGAGGGAGGAUUAGCUACGUACCGCACUGCCAUUGUGCAGAACCAGCACCUGGCCAUGCUGGCUAAGAAGUUGGAACUAGAACGAUUCAUGCUCUAUGCUCAUGGUCCAGACCUUUGCAGGGAGUCAGAUCUCCGCCAUGCCAUGGCCAACUGCUUUGAAGCCCUAAUAGGAGCUGUUUAUCUAGAGGGAAGCCUAGAAGAAGCAAAACAAUUAUUUGGGCGUUUGCUCUUCAAUGAAAAGGACCUGCGGGAUGUAUGGCUUAAUUAUCCACUACACCCACUCCAACUGCAGGAGUCCAAUACUGACAGGCAACUCAUUGAGACCUCUCCAGUUCUUCAAAAGCUUACGGAGUUUGAGGAGGCAAUUGGAGUCAUCUUUACUCAUGUUCGGCUUCUGGCACGUGCAUUCACUCUGAGGACAGUAGGCUUUAACCAUCUGACUCUAGGCCACAACCAGAGGAUGGAAUUCCUGGGUGACUCCAUAAUGCAGUUGGUAGCCACUGAGUAUUUAUUCAUACAUUUCCCCGAUCAUCAUGAAGGGCACUUAACGCUGUUGAGAAGUUCUCUGGUGAACAACAGGACACAGGCCAAGGUGGCAGAAGAGCUGGGCAUGCAAGAGUUUGCCAUCACUAAUGACAAGACAAAAAGACCUGUAACUCUUCGAACUAAGACUUUGGCUGAUCUCUUGGAAUCCUUUAUUGCUGCCCUGUACAUCGACAAAGAUUUGGAAUACGUUCACACUUUCAUGAAUGUUUGCUUUUUUCCACGGCUAAAGGAGUUUAUUUUAAAUCAAGAUUGGAAUGACCCUAAAUCUCAGCUUCAGCAGUGCUGCUUGACUCUCAGGACAGAAGGAAAAGAGCCGGACAUUCCUCUUUACAAGACCUUGCAGACAGUGGGACCUUCUCAUGCCAGGACAUACACAGUAGCUGUUUACUUCAAAGGGGAAAGGAUAGGAUGUGGUAAAGGUCCAAGUAUUCAGCAAGCAGAAAUGGGAGCUGCAAUGGACGCACUUGAAAAAUAUAACUUUCCCCAGAUGGCCCAUCAGAAACGGUUCAUUGAACGGAAGUACAGACAAGAGUUGAAAGAAUUGAGGUGGGAAAGAGAGCAUCAAGAGAGAGAGUCAGAGGAGACUGAAGAAGCAAGGAAAUAAGAGGAGGGCACAGAAGCAGUGGCAUAUUUACUUACUUAAUAACUCUGACUGUGGCCUAUGGAGACCUAACCUAGUUUCUUGCAGAUGAUGAAUGAAGAGUGCCUGUUGAUAUAAAAAAGAAAACUGUAAUCUCUUCCUUUUAAAGUGUGUGCAAAUAUAGUAUUUCUUUAGUUUGGUUUUGAGUUUGGCUUUUUAAUAAGUUUUGGGUUUAAGCCCCUUUAAUUUUUAUGAAAAAUUGUUGAUUAUUUUUAUUAUUUUUUAUUUUCUUGUAUGAAGUAAUAAAGUAUUAAUUUCAAAAGCUAAUAGGAAAAG
This is a messenger RNA of Hirundo rustica (Barn swallow), 4501 nucleotides long. It is a transcript of the gene DROSHA, whose product is annotated as drosha ribonuclease III. Gene Ontology annotation, molecular function: ribonuclease III activity; double-stranded RNA binding. Lineage: Eukaryota; Metazoa; Chordata; Aves; Passeriformes; Hirundinidae. Gene Ontology annotation, cellular component: nucleus. The record is from RefSeq and is a predicted model, not a curated record. Gene Ontology annotation, biological process: regulation of gene expression; primary miRNA processing; pre-miRNA processing. The transcript is spliced from 33 exons. Bases 179 to 4189 code for a protein of 1336 amino acids.